Molecule: messenger RNA, 675 nt
Organism: Colletotrichum graminicola M1.001
Lineage: Eukaryota; Fungi; Ascomycota; Sordariomycetes; Glomerellales; Glomerellaceae
Exons: 1
Coding region: 55-546 (163 amino acids)
Source: RefSeq, a predicted model, not a curated record
CAUGCCGCACCAUGAAGACCGGGCCCGAACCGCAAGCGAAACAGCCACGGGAGCAUGGCAGCCCCAAGCGGCCCUGAAGAAACAGACGUCCGAGCCUCCUCGACCAGUUCGUCCGAUUCUGGAUCCCCAAAGGAGGGGGGGGGGCGAGACCAGAGGCCAACCAAGUCUAAGACGAACCUGGCCUGUCUCAUUCAGCGGGAGAGGCGCAGUAUGGCGCCCGCCCGUGGAAGAUCGUCGGCGGCACGCCAUCCCAUCAACCUCUUCCGCUCUCGUAUUUGCCGGCAUCAGGGCGGGGGCCAGUCUGGUGACAAGAGAAUCCCCAACGGGAAUCAGAAGGGCGUCAAUAUCACGCGAUACCGGGCCUUCAUCCAGGUGCCGGCCAAGGAAACCUUACUCACCCCAACCCCUACCUCCCCUCCCCAUUCCGGAAGAUUGCGGAACAGACAGCAGCCCUGCAGUCGCGACGGAAUAAGGCUUGCGUCGGGCAUACGCCGCAAUCUCCAAGCCACCGGUUCCAUCCUCGAGCCGCCCUCACUCCAAAGAUAGACACAAGUGAUGGCUGUCGGGACAGUACUCCGUAGAAAGAUUUUCAUUUAUUUAUUAUUAUUAUUCUACUUUACAGAAAAAAGACAGAAAAAAUACACUACAGCCUCCUUUGUGAUCCGAUAGCCGGAU